Molecule: messenger RNA, 1904 nt
Organism: Megalops cyprinoides (Indo-Pacific tarpon)
Lineage: Eukaryota; Metazoa; Chordata; Actinopteri; Elopiformes; Megalopidae
Gene: sts
Product: steroid sulfatase (microsomal), isozyme S
Exons: 10
Coding region: 40-1767 (575 amino acids)
Molecular function (GO): arylsulfatase activity
Source: RefSeq, a predicted model, not a curated record
UUGUACGCUUGUGUGUUUUGCCACUUUGCGAAAAGAAAAAUGAAAUGUGCCUGGAUUCUUUACCUGUGUCAGAUGUUUUUAGGAGCUUAUAGCUCAUCCCGAGAAGGAAAGGGGCCGAAUUUUGUUCUUAUGAUGGUGGAUGACCUGGGAAUCGGGGAUUUAGGAUGCUAUGGUAACACAACUCUGAGGACACCCAAUAUUGAUCGUUUGGCCCAGGAGGGGGCGAAGAUGACCCAGCACAUCGCAGCUGCACCCCUCUGUACCCCCAGCAGAGCUGCGUUCCUGACCGGCCGUUAUGCGGUCAGGUCAGGUAUGGCUAGUUAUGGCCGAGUGGGUGUUUACAUCAUGUCUGCUGUUUCUGGCGGUCUCCCUACAGAGGAAAUCACAUUUGCACAACUCGCCAAGCAGCAAGGCUAUGCCACUGCACUCAUAGGCAAGUGGCAUCUGGGCUUAAACUGUGAGAAGAGUGAUGACUUGUGUCACCACCCGAACCGUCACGGGUUUGAUCACUUCUACGGCAUCACAGUGACCAAUCUGCGCGAUUGCCAGCCUGGCCACGGCUCCAUUUUCAUCAACGUUUUCUCACACAUCCCCUACAGAAGCAUUGGGAUUGGUGCAGCCACUCUGGCAUUUCUGCAUGCUUUUGGGAUUAUUGCUGUGUCACCAAAACUGGUCCUGAAUUUGGGAUUGCUUAUGGUUAUUCUCUCAGCUCUCUUUGCCGGUUUCGUUUUCACGUUCCCGUAUUUCAACUGCUUCCUCAUGAGAAACCAGGAGAUCGUAGAGCAGCCUUUUUUAUCUGAGAACUUAACGCAAAGGAUGACUUAUGAAGCAGUAGAGUUUUUACAAAGGAAUUCAGAGAGACCCUUCCUGUUGUUCUUCUCCUUCAUUCAAGUGCACACGGCGCUCUUUGCAUCCCCAGAGUUCCGGGGGAGGAGCCAGCAUGGUCUCUAUGGCGAUGCAGUGGAGGAGGUGGACUGGAGUGUAGGAAAGAUAAUGGAGACCUUGGACUCCCUGGGGCUCAGUGAGAACACUCUGGUGUACCUUACCUCAGAUCAGGGUGCCCAUCUUGAGGAGAUCUCCGUCAGAGGGGAAGUGCACAGGGGUUGGAAUGGCAUCUACAGAGCUGGGAAGUCCACAAACUGGGAGGGAGGGAUUCGCGUUCCAGGAAUCGUUAGGUGGAGUCAGGUAAUACCUGGCAACAAGAGCAUAGAUGAACCCACUAGCAACAUGGACAUCUUCCCUACAGUGGCAAGUCUGGCAGGCGCACGCAUACCUGAGGACAGAGAGAUUGAUGGACGCAGCCUCAUGCCCCUCCUGCUGGGUGAAGUUGAGCGUUCCGAGCACGAGUUUCUCUUCCACUACUGCAAUGCCUACCUAAAUGCUGUAAGGUGGAGACCCUCAAACAGUAAAUCCAUCUGGAAGGCAUUUUUCUUCACUCCAAUCUUUUCUCCUGAAAAUUCGACCACCUGCUUCCAUACGCACGCGUGCUUUUGCACAGAGGGCUAUGUGACGUACCAUGACCCCCCCUUGCUGUUCGACCUCUCCAGAGACCCGUCGGAGAGCACGCCCCUGACACCUCAGACAGAGCCGGAGUUCCACACCAUCCUCGAGGUCAUGCAGCAGGCAGUGGCUCGGCACACCCGUACCCUGACGCACGUGCCUGACCAGCUGUCCCCGGGAAACAUGCUGUGGAAGCCCUGGCUCCAGCCCUGCUGCUCCACCCUGUCCCAGCUGUGCAGGUGUAACAGGGACCACCUCGGCAGCUAGGCCUCCCGCUUCAGUCACUGAGAAGGGGUUCAUUGUCAUCUUAAUGAUGCCAUCACAAGUUGCAGCAUGCUGCAAAUGGAUCCAAGGUCGUACAGCUCCACAAGGCUUGGGAAAUCCCAUUUUGCAAUGUGAUGGGC